CGCGGGGGCCCUGGGUGUGUCGAGCCUUAGCUGGGUUACACGGCUCUGGUGCGGGGGCUUCGGAAGGUAAACGGCCAGGCCUGUGCACUCGGAUGAGGUCACUGAACCGUGCGGACCCCGGGCGUAGGUUUGGUUGCGUUUGAUAAACAUGGCAGUUUAGUCUAAGGAGAUUCCGUUAUUUUUGAGUGCCAACCGUAGUAGCAUCGCUAAAGAAGAGAGCUUCCAAAAUGCUGUAACACAUUUCUGGCUUGGACCGAGUUAACACUGGGUGCAGUGAAAGUUUUUUUGGGAAAUCUAUUUUUGUAUUAAGUCUUUAAAAAAUACAACCUAAAAAUGGCUUCAAAAAGAGCUCUGGUCAUCCUGGCCAAGGGAGCAGAGGAGAUGGAGACAGUCAUCCCUGUGGAUGUCAUGAGACGUGCCGGAAUUAAGGUCACCGUUGCGGGUCUGGCUGGAAACGACCCAGUACAGUGUAGCCGAGAUGUUGUCAUUUGUCCUGAUGCCAGUCUCGAAGAUGCAAAAAAAGAGGGACCAUAUGAUGUGGUGGUUCUGCCAGGAGGUAAUCUGGGUGCACAGAAUUUAUCCGAGUCUGCUGCUGUGAAAGAGAUACUGAAGGAACAAGAGAAGAGGAAAGGACUCAUCGCCGCCAUCUGUGCAGGUCCCACGGCUCUGCUGGCUCACGAAAUAGGGUUCGGAAGCAAAGUUACAACACACCCACUUGCUAAAGACAAGAUGAUGAACGGAAAUCAUUACAGCUACUCAGAGAAUCGCGUGGAAAAGGAUGGCCUUAUCCUCACAAGCCGCGGUCCCGGAACCAGCUUCGAGUUUGCUCUUGCUAUUGUUGAGGCCCUGAAUGGCAAGGAGGUAGCUGAUCAGGUGAAGGCUCCACUGGUUCUGAAAGACUAGAGCAGAAGUAUGUGAUGAUGGGUUAGAGAAAUAGGCAAACUAGUGUCACUGUGUUCACUUUAGAGAAAAAUGGCUGCUUACUGUGCAGGGAAGACAACAUUACUGUCCUUGUGGCAUGUAGCUGUGAAGUAACUACACAGAGAUUUAUUUCUCAGCCUACAAACUCUGUGCCCUUACAUUUCAGAAACUUGUCUGCAGAAUAAACAGGACAUUUAGCAAACUAA
Molecule: messenger RNA, 1127 nt
Organism: Loxodonta africana (African savanna elephant)
Lineage: Eukaryota; Metazoa; Chordata; Mammalia; Proboscidea; Elephantidae
Gene: PARK7
Product: Parkinsonism associated deglycase
Exons: 7
Coding region: 334-903 (189 amino acids)
Biological process (GO): response to oxidative stress; glycolate biosynthetic process; glyoxal metabolic process
Cellular component (GO): nucleus; cytoplasm; mitochondrion
Molecular function (GO): oxidoreductase activity, acting on peroxide as acceptor
Source: RefSeq, a predicted model, not a curated record